AGAAGGAGAAGCUUAUUUUGAUUCACAGCCUUGACCUGAAAAGGAACUGCUGCGCUUUGUAUCAUGUGAUUCUGCAGUCUCUCUUUGCUUCUCUGAGGGGGGAACCUCUGUCUUUUCUGAACUGCAAAGCUGAGCAGCCACAAAACAAUGAAGCUGAAACAGGUUUAUCUCCUGCUGGGAAUUUCCUUCCUGCUCUGCAUCUCAAGCCUUCCCACAGCCUUCGGCGUCCAUUACUCGGUGGUCCAGUUUCCAGCAGAGGUCACUGCCAUCGUGGGAGACAACGUCACCCUGAAAUGUGCCUUCUCCAUCCAGACUGGGAAGCCCACUUCAGCCAAGGGGGGAAUGUCCUGGUUGAAAGGCCCAAGGACGGCAGAAUCUGUGGUGGUCCCAGGACCCCGCUUCAGCCUGUCUUAUCCAGACACCUUCCUCAGCCCAGGAGAGGGACUGCUGGUCAUCACCAAUGUCUCCUUGGAGGAUGCUGGGAGCUACACUUGCCAAGUGAUGGUGUUGGGUGAAGAGGAGAUGUGUGGCAAUGGGGUCAAGCUCCAUGUUUAUGCUCGCCCCACCCAGCCGGUCGUUUUCCUGCAACUCCAGACUCAGCCUGAAUCCAAAUGGACCCUCGUUUGCAGAACGGGAGGCUUCUACCCUGCUCCGGUGCGGCUCACGUGGUAUCAUUCUGGACUCCAGCUGAAUUCCUCCCAGCAGGAUUGUACAGAUCCCACCGGGUUCUCCCAGGCUUCUAGCUUCUUAGGUUUGCCUGAUCCUGACCAGAGGGCGAGCUACACUUGCAGCGUGGAGCACCCAUCGGUGUCCGAGCCGAUAAGCGUUCAGUACUCUUAUGAACCACAGAGCCGGUUCUCUUCCCCUCCCUUGGUGAUUGAAGUUCUGAACCUGCUGAAGAUUGGGGUAAUCUUUGGCAUCACCAUUGCCCUUCUUGCACUAGGGUGCAUAGAUUGUUGCAAAAAGCAUUUGAGAAGAUCUUCGGUAGGUCAGGCUACAGAACUGCAACAUCAGGUCCUAGGAUCUGACAUCAAGGGGUACUUCUAAGGGCAGAGGCAGAUAUAGGUUUUUAUAGAAGAAUCAGGCCAGUUUGGAAGGACCUCCUCGGCAUUCCAGAUAAGCAUUCCUAUUCAUUUCCAGGGCUGAAGUCAGGUGUGGAUGAGAGAUUUAUCGCUCUGCAUAUUUGUAGCAAAAUCCAGCUGUGGACAGCACCUAUUGGCUAGUGCCGUACAUGUUGCCAAGGCACUUCUCCGUGUACCCGCUGGAGAAGAUUUGCAGCUGUGUUUACAAUGUUUUCAUUUAAACAUAUAGGAACUGGUGAAUAUAUAGGUGGCGAUUUUU
Molecule: messenger RNA, 1341 nt
Organism: Podarcis raffonei (Aeolian wall lizard)
Lineage: Eukaryota; Metazoa; Chordata; Lepidosauria; Squamata; Lacertidae
Product: immunoglobulin lambda-1 light chain-like
Exons: 5
Coding region: 148-1047 (299 amino acids)
Biological process (GO): immune response; negative regulation of T cell proliferation; cell surface receptor signaling pathway
Cellular component (GO): external side of plasma membrane
Source: RefSeq, a predicted model, not a curated record